GUAAGUGUGUGUACGGCUGCUGGCCCCAUCAGCAGCAACAGACGCAGCAGAAGCAGCGGCGACGUGAUUUUAGUUUAGUUGCCGCUGCCGCAUCAGAUCGCACUUCGUCUUGCAGCGCACUGUAAUCGGUAAUCGGAAUCGGUCCGAAUAGUCGUUGGUUAUCGUUGCUGGCCGCCUCUUUUUUGUCACGAAAUACAUUUAAGAAUUUGGGAUACAAUUAUUAACAAUUGCAUUGACUGAACGCGCAACUCAAAUAGAGAAAAGUGCUGAGAAACCAUCAUCAACCAAAACUCAAACAAUAAUAUAAUUUCGAAGGCAGUGCGCUGUACGCUUAAAGUGCAUGUGUCUUUGCCCAAUAAACAAACAAACUUAACAACUACAAAAAAUAUAGUUAUGGAAGUCCUAAACACCAAUACGUAGCCCUCCGUUUCAACCCAGAUGCAGUACACGAAUUUGCAACAACGUUUUGUAAACACGGCGUAAACAUCAUUAGACGACAAAGUCUGAAAAUUAAAAAGUUAAUUGGGAGCUGCUACUUAAUGAAUAUUGGCCCGUGGAAGCAUACGCACUUGCAUCCGCAGUCGCAUCAGCACCCUCAUCCUCAACAACAGUCAAUUGGUCACGAUAUAGAUUCUCGAGUAAACUCUGGUUUUGGCUUGACAAGACAGAAAUGCAAUCAAAUUGACUACGCAUACCCACUGAUCAAUCAUGACCACCUUUCCUACCAAUUAUAUAAAUUUAACUCGCAAUUUAACCAUGCCCGGUGUUUGAGUUCCGCUGACACUUCGGGUAUCUAUUUUGACACCAAGUCCAACUCUGUAUCCAUGGUGAUGACACCCAGUCGGUGCAGCUCGCCGUUUUUGCCUCUCGCGUUACCAUUGUCGUCUACACCGAUACAUCAACAAGUUCAAGAACAGUUAUCAUCUAACUCUAUUCAAUCUCCACUUCAAUCGAAGACGCAUCGAACGUCACCGAGGCAAUCUAUAAGUGUAAAUUUAUCUCAAUUGGCCCACGCACAGCUACAGCUACAGAGCCAUCUGCACCAAAAGCUUUCCAUUAGCUAUUUUCGUAGUUCAGGCUCUCCAACGGACAGUGGUGGUGCUGGUGGUGGUGAAGGAGGAAAUGGCGGUAUUCAGAUUAGUGGUGAGUCCCUCGGACUCACGUUACCGCUCCAGCAAAAAUUAGGCGACACACAAAUAAAUUCUUUGAGUGAAUUUCAAAGUAUGCAGCCCUUUGAUUUUCGAAAGAUCAGGUCGGCCUCACUGAGUGCCUUCUCGAGUCCGAUACCACCCAGUCCAGCAGAAUUUUCAACUCAUCACCAACAUCGCAGUAACCAAUUUUAUAGCGCUAUGACCAUGGCUUACCAUUUACCACCACCACCUCCUCUGGCGGUUCCGUCUUCAAAACCACAGAAUUCCGGAUCCCAAUUGCAUCCACACAUCCACGCUUCUACUGCUCCUGAAAAAAAGGAGGCUAUCAGCAUGCAAAUUUGUGGAGGAAGCAAAGCCGACAGCUCCUCCGCCUCGGGAUCAGGGUCUAUGUCAGGCACUGGCUCAAUUCCGGGUACUACACCACAACGAAUAACCCGCUUGGUGCUAGCCCCCAAAAAAAAUCAUUUACCCAGCGGCGGCAGCAAUAAACGUCAGUGGGGCUCAAUGCCGGCCAAUUUGGGAACUCAAUUCAUCAACCCAGUGACUGGCAAAAAGAGGGUUCAGUGUAACGUGUGUCUGAAGACCUUCUGCGACAAAGGCGCACUGAAGAUUCACUUCUCUGCAGUUCAUUUGCGUGAAAUGCACAAAUGCACAGUGGAUGGUUGCAGCAUGAUGUUUAGCUCCCGACGCUCAAGAAAUCGACACAGCGCCAAUCCAAAUCCAAAGCUUCACUCUCCCCAUUUACGACGGAAAAUUUCUCCACAUGAUGGGCGUAGCGCCCAGCCACAUCCGCUUCUGUUACAAGCGCCUAACGGACUCAUGGCAGGUCUGACUCCGUUUGGCACUUUUCCUUUAUUAACACCCCCACCGGAUCUACGUCACCACCAUACUGUAAUGAGUGGUACAGGUACAGGAGCUACAUCAGCGGCCGGAGCUAUCGACUUAAAGCACGGUCAGGAGUAUAUGAAACGCUCCUAUUUAGACGACGGAAUGGUACCCGACUCCGGAAUUUUUGACGUACAACGUCAAAAAAUACAAGCGGAAGCAGAAGGGGACGAUGAAGAUGACGAUGAGAUACUCGAGGUCGGCAUUCACAUUGCAGAAGACGAUGAUGACGAUGCAGACGGAGAUGAUGAUGACGAUGAUGAUCUAGAAGGAAACGGUAUAUUGGUUGUUGCUGAUGAAUUGGAUAGCAUCUUUGAGGGGACUGAGCAGCAUAACUUUCAAAUAGGUCCCAAAAACGAAAUUUCGGAGACCAAAAAGGAACCCCCACUUGCUUCAGCCAGCCACAUUCACACCAAACAGUUGCGCAACUUAGAAAUGUUUUCUCUGCCCACUGGCGAAAAAGGCGGGACUCUUGCUCAAGUAGCAGCCAGCAAACGAAAAAGAAAAAGUCUAAAUCCCUUACGCUGCCCGAUUCAACCAGAGAGCUUUGCCGAUAGUUCACUGGACUGUGACGUUGUUGCAGACCUUUCGCUUAAAAAAAUAUGUUUACCUUCACAACCCAAAGAAAUCUGUUUACCAGCCAAAGAACCUGUGGAAGGCGAGUCCACCAAGGCGAUUCCAUCACCGCCGCUUACGCCCUAUGGCGAUCCUAAAGCCGCCGUAACUAUAAAGACCGAAUUCCCCGAUGAGUCGGAGCUAAGCCAAAAGGAAGAUAAUCUUUAUCUGCAAGGAACAGAAAUUAAGCUGGAGUCACCUGAGGAAAUUGGUUUUGACUCUGCUGAAAAGACAUAUUUGCAAAUUAAGCCCAAAUUUCCUGGUGACGACAGGUCUGAACUAAAAGAUUAUCAAUCUAAAAGCGUAAACAAUAACAAUGUGAUCAAAGAUAAACCUGAGGAGGUGACCGAACGUAAUGCAUCGAAUUAUCUGGAAACUGAUCUGGAGCUUGAAUCCGAGCCAGAGGUGCCCAUUGACCGAGAAAACCCUCUAAGAUGCAUGGCCUGUGGUGAAAUUUUUAAAAACCAUUUUCACUUAAAAACUCAUCAUCAAAGUGUGCAUCUUAAGCUCCAUCAUAAAUGCAACAUAGACGGCUGUAAUGCCGCGUUUUCCUCAAAACGUAGCCGAGACAGACACAGUUCAAAUCUAAAUCUUCACCGCAAGCUGCUUUCCACUAGUGACGACAACGGUACGCAUCCAGUUGUACUGCAGGAUCCGCUGCUGGAACUAAUGAGUCUCAACCUUAAUAACAACAAAGCCGCUAUCGGUGGCACUUCAACGUCUUUAUCUAUGGGCGUUGAUGGCGUUCCAGGGAUCGGCAGUAUACAAGCAGAAAUCCUGGCACGUAUUUGUGCCGGAGCGCGCGGGGCACUGAACGUUCCGCUUGGCUUCGAGGCUUUGCAGCAUCGCUUUGCCCUUAGUCAUGGACAUAGGCAUCCAUUAGGGAUCAAUCACUGUGGCAGCCCACUUCUUUUUCCUAGUCUGCAUCGGUUGCCGCGAUUUCCUCAGCUGACACCUAACAUACUUGCAGCAAGAGCAGUUGCAGGAGGAGGUGGGCUUGGACUUUUCUCCCGAAGAACUUCGUCCGACUCAAACUCGCAACACUCCAUAACUCCUCCAGACUCAAAAAGUCCAUCUCAGCGGCCAGAUGUAUUACCGUUGGCCGCAUCACACUCUCGAUCCGGCUCAGGAUCUGACUCACCAGACACUACGAUUGUUAAUUCUGCAUCACUAAGCGUGAUAGAAACUCCUGGUGCGUUAGAAGAAGCGGGUCAAGGGCGAAGCCCAAAUUUUAUAUCAUGACCUUGUACCUCGUACUUUCCCGAGGCGUUGGCGUUUUAUUAAUAAAAGCCAAUGCUUUGGACACACAUGUCAUUUACAAAACAAUUAAAAAAAUAGAUUAAAUAUUCAUGCAAUAUCAGGCUAAUUUUAGAAGUACAGAAUUGCUCAUAUAAACUCGAGGAAAUAAGGAAGCUAAAGCUUUAAACUUCCUUUACCAAUACGAAAUCGUUUCUCAAGGUUAGCGCAAAAAUAAUAAAUUAGAAGAGUAAUAUACAAUUUUUUUUAUAUAAAAAAAUAUACUAUUCCUGCGAGUCCUUUUUUAAGUAUGAGUUAAAGUAAAUUUUUUUUCUGUCAAGACUCGACUGAUGAGUUUCGAUAAAAAAAGUCAAAACUUAAAUAAAGCUUAAUAAAUUUGCAGUGUAUGUGUUUAUAUAAUAAUUUUAUGUUCAUAGUGGGUUUGGAACGCUAAAAAAUUAACAUUUUAAAUUAACUUAGAUAAUUUGCAGUGAUACUUGGUUAUAUAAUGAUUUUAUAGCUACUAUGCAACGCCUAUCGGAUGAGUAGUAUUUUUUUUUUUUUCCACAUAAAACCUUAAGUAAUUGUAAAGAAAAAUUAAACUAAAAACUCGAUGACUAAGGUAUUUUAAUUAACCCAAAUAAUAUAUAAAAUAUACUUUCUCUCUUAUUUAAAACUGAGAUAAUGAAGUCACCAGUUAGUUAUUAAUAAAAUCUUAAAAUUAAUUAUAUGUUUGCAAUAAAAUACAUGAAUUUUUCCAAACAUUUUGUUUUAUCCGUAAAGAAUUCGUUUUUCAUUAAGACUAGUUUAUACUAGUUUUUCGUUGGAGAAAAAAUAAAUAAAUAUUAAAUACACGCAAGGGGAAUUUUAAAGCAGUCAAAUUUGUUUUAGAAUUAUAUUUUGUUUUUAUGACAACGAAUAUUAUUCGGGGACUCUCCGCUAAUUACUACUGAUUAGAUUAUUACUCUUAUUUUCAUUUAUCUUAUCGCUAUUGUUGGUCACAAGCCGACUCUUCUCGACCGCUCGGCCCCGACUGCUUUAUCUUUAGCACUUAGCAUUAGCGAGCUUUCGCUCAGCUUAUGCUCUGAGGCGGGCUUUUACUUUCGCCUCUCAUCUCAUUGCAGACACAUUAUAAAUUGGAUCUUCUGUGCCUCUCUCCAUUUUCAUAUGAACGCGAAAUAAAGAAUAUUAUAAUGUUUUUAAAUAUAA
Messenger RNA from Drosophila ananassae, 5096 nucleotides. RefSeq names its product zinc finger protein basonuclin-2 (gene disco-r). The record is from RefSeq and is a predicted model, not a curated record. Lineage: Eukaryota; Metazoa; Arthropoda; Insecta; Diptera; Drosophilidae. The transcript has 4 exons. Gene Ontology annotation, cellular component: nucleus. Gene Ontology annotation, biological process: regulation of DNA-templated transcription. Bases 540 to 3893 code for a protein of 1117 amino acids.